CGUCACUGGGCCGCGCGGGCGUUGCUUGUCGAUAGUGGCGAAAACACGAUUCAUUCUGGUUGUUUUCCGAACUUUUUAAGUCAUUUCAAUUUCAUAAAAAGAAGAAUAUUGCCGAAAUGUGGAUUCUAAUUCCGGCGGGACCGGGAGGUGAGACCCACUAUCUGCUCUGUGGUAAAGAAUAUGUGGUGGGUCGCAAGAACUGUGAAAUUCUGCUGCCUAAUGACCAGUCCAUCAGCAGAGCCCAUGCUCACUGCAUAGUUACUGAUCAGACACUGACCCUGAAGGACACCUCCAAGUACGGCACAGUCGUCAACGGCAAGCGCCUGACGGAGAACACUCCGGUGAACAUGAAGUCGGGGGACAGCGUUACAUUUGGAGUCUUUCAUUCCAAAUUCAGCGUGGCUCAUCAGAAGCCGGUCGUGUGUUCUUCUUGCUUGGACAACGACGGCAAAGCUGCCCUCUCUCAGGCUCUGCAGCUGCUGGGGGGAACGCUAGUCAACACGUGGAGUACGGCAUGUACCCACCUGGUCAUGCCGUCGGUUAAAGUCACCAUCAAGACCAUUUCUGCCCUGCUGUGCUGCUGUCCCAUCGUGAAGCCGGAGUUCUUCUCAGAGCUCAGCAAAGCGGCCCAACAGAAGUUACCCCCUCCUGUAGCCGAGAAAUUCACUCCUGACAUUGAUGAGCCCAGCUUGAAUAAAGAGGAUGUUAACCUGGCGCCGGAUGUCAAACGUAAACAUCUUUUUGGAGGAACAACCUUCAUAUUUCUCAGCACUAAACAGCUGAAGCGUCUGAGCACAGCGAUAAGUUUUGGUGGUGGUACAAGCCAACUCCUGGAGGAAGGCUCCCUGCCCUCUGACCUCCUGGAGUCCCCGAGGACGUGCGUGGUGGACGUUUCUACUGGCAGCUCGCAACCUGUGCUUCCACCUUCUACCACAGGGUGGCAUGAUUCCGUGAAAAACAUCAUUGAAAGGAAACGCCUUCGAGUCAUCACAGAGUCUGAAAUCGGGUUGGCCGCCAUCUACGCCACAUGCAGCAAGUACUGCAACCCGACCAGUUCAAUGACAGAUACAGUGCCAAAGGUCAAGCCCAGAAGUCUGAGCGCGUCUUUGUCCCAGCACGUGGCAGUGGAUGAGACCGUCUUACCAGCGGCGUCACAGAACAUCACGGCGUACGCGGUCAACACGGAGACGUCACAAAUAACAGAUCCACGCCAGACCACCGGCAUCACGGCGGUCGGAGAGACACCGGAAAAAACACACAAAGGGACCGCAAGUCGUCUUGAUGGUUCGAAAACCACGACACAGAUGAUGGCGACAGAUUCACAUAGCGUGAUGGAGAACACACACUCCCAGAGGAGGAGGCCUGAGUCCAGAGUUAUGGGCCAUCAAGACCGGAAGACGACAACUUUGGGGCCGCCUAUGGCAAAGCCUGGUGUUGCUAAGAAGACAUCUUUGUCAAAGAAUUCUCCUCAGCACGUUUCUCCAACAACGUCCCCACAGAAGCAGUCGACAAUGACUAGUUUUUUUAAACCAGUCAACAAGAAGAGGCCUUUGGAUGAGGAGCUGGCGGCUGUGACGUCACAGCCAAAGCGCCCCGUACUUGAAUCCAGCAUCAACACCUCUUCUGACACCCCCUCAUGUUCAAUCCAAGCCCCUGCAGCCUCUUCCCAGAAUCCCACGAGCCGCGAUGAUGGUGAUGAUGAUCUCUUCGUCGAUCGGUCAGCGUCUUCAUCAGAAGCGGCCUCCCACACGAGCAGAAAAAGAAAGGGUAUGGAAGAAGAAAUGGAUGUGGCCGAACUGGAGUUCAUCAUGUCCGAGGACAUGGACGAGAUGGACGAGUCGCUCUCGGCGAGCCGAGCGGCACCAGCAAGAAGCCACGCUCCCGACCGGCCGUCCGAAGCAGCGCAGGCUUCAAAUAAAAAGCAACGCGUGGCUCGUGAAGAUGAUGACGCCACCAGCAGCCCAAGGUCACAUUUGGGCCUGGAAAAAACCCCACCUGUCCAUCAAAACCACCGAACUGAGCUGGAAGUCGUCUCAGAGAUGGCGGCGAAGCCAUCAGAAGCGAGCGCACGCGGCACGCGCCAGCUUGUUGAAGCUAACAAGAUGUUCUCCAUUAAGAAUGUUGAGCCACUCAAAGCAGAUGUUGGUCAGGACGCAGAAGAUGCUGAGGUUCACCUUGGUAAACCUGUCAAACUGGAGGAGGCCCAAGAAACCAAAGUGGACCAAGACCACCCUAAAAACCUGAUUUUGGUGGAGUUCAGAUCCCUCACCGUCAACGCGCUGCCCAAAGCCCAACCGCAGCCGACGCUCGCCAACAGCUUUGCAAAGAACUUCAAACGUUUCCGCAAGAUGCACGGGCCCAGGACGGAGUGCUCGGCACACAUCAUCGGUGGGCCUGAACUGCUGGUCCACGACCGGGGCAAGAACUCUGAAAUGGAUGAAUGGCUGAAAGAAUCGAUUGAGGCGGAGCGUCAGAGCAGACGGGAGGCGAGCCAAGGAGAAGAACUUUUUAGGUACAACCCCACCAAAUUGACCAGGAGAAGAUGAAACACCUCCUGGGCAUGCCCGUCAACCGUCAGUGCAACAGUCAGAUAAGACGAUCACAUCCGUGUUCACUUACAGCAGGGUGGCCAAAAUGCGGCUCCGGGGGCCGUCUUUGUUUUUCACCUGCAACACUUUCUACAAAAUACAAUUAAACGAGAAAUCUGAAAAGAAAACAACACAAAAACAUAGAAAUGUUGAUACUAACACAGUAGAACCUUUUAAUUCAUUCCCACUAACAUUCCCACUACCCGAAACGGACAUCAAUUUUUCCCAUAAUGGAAUAAUUUAAGUCCAAUUAAUUCGUUCCCGAACGCUGACACACAGUUUCUUACUUUUUACCUUUAUGUUAAAGACGUGAUUCUUGAUGGGAGUGUUCCCAAACGCCACACGGACGCCACCUUCCUGUUUUGCCAUGAGUUAUUGCUCGAGUGUUUCUCCUCUCACUAACAAAAAAUGAAACCAAAGUAGCACAAUUUUCGAUGAAUAACACUAGAGAACUGAACUGAAUUCAAGACCAAAACAGGAAGUUGAUGUCCUUGUCGCGAAAGGAAUCAUUUAAGUCCAAUGAAUUCAUUCCCGACUGUUGACACACAGUUUCUAACUUUUACUAUUACUUUCAUUGAAGAUGUGAUUUUUGAUGGGAGUGUUCCCAAACGCCACAUGGACACCACCUUCCUGUUUUGCCAUGAGUUAUUGCUCGAGUGUUUCUCCUCUCACUAACAAAAAAUGAAACCAAAGUAGCACAAUUUUCGAUGAAUAACACUAGAGAACUGAACUGAAUUCAAGACCAAAACAGGAAGUUGAUGUCCUUGUCGCGAAAGGAAUCAUUUAAGUCCAAUGAAUUCAUUCCCGACUGUUGCCAAACAGUUUCUAACUUUUACUAUUACUUUCAUUGAAGACGUGAUUUUUGAUGGGAGUGUUCCCAAACGCCACAUGGACACCACCUUCCUGUUUUGCCAUGAGUUAUUGCUCGAGUGCUUCUCGUCUCACUAACACAAAAUGGAACCAAAGCAGCACAAUUUUUGAUGAAUAACACUAGAGAACUGAACUGAAUUCAAGACCAAAACAGGAAGUUGAUGUCCUUGUCGCGAAAGGAAUCAUUUAAGUCCAAUGAAUUCAUUCCCGACUGUUGACACACAGUUUCUAACUUUUACUAUUACUUUCAUUGAAGACGUGAUUUUUGAUGGGAGUGUUCCCAAACGCCACAUGGACACCACCUUCCUGUUUUGCCAUGAGUUAGUCCUUGAGUGUUUCUCAUCUCACUAACAAAAACUGGAACCAAAGUAGCACAAUUUUUGAUGAAUAACACUAGAGAACUGAACUGAAUUCAAUACAUAAACAGGAAGUUGGUGUCCGUGUCGCGAAAGGAAUCAUUUAAGUCCAAUGAAUUAAUUCCCGACUGUUGACACACAGUUUCUAACUUUUACUAUUACUUUCAUUGAAGACGUGAUUUUUGAUGGGAGUGUUCCCAAACGCCACAUGGACACCACCUUCCUGUUUUGCCAUGAGUUAUUGCUCGAGUGUUUCUCGUCUUACUAACAAAAAACUGGAACCAAAGUAGCACAAUUUUCGAUGAAUAACACUAGAGAACUGAACUGAAUUCAAGACCAAAACAGGAAGUUGAUGUCCUUGUCGCAACUUUGGGAGCACUCACAUCCACAAAGAUGUCACCUUAAAUGUCACUUUAUCCCUUCCAUUGAUAUUUAUAUGCAAUUAGAAUAGUUUCAUGAAUGUAGAACUGUAAAAAAAAUGUGUUUUGCGAUGACUUAAGACGUACACUGACCUGAAAAUGUAUUUAAACCGAGGUAAAGGAUGCUAACUGAGGUUCCACUGUAGUGUGUGUGUAGGAUUUAGGAUUGGUUUUUAGCAAGAUUACAAGGUUUGCACCCGCUUAAGGUCAAACAUUGUGAUUAUCCAACUAUGAACUUUAUGAAGCCACCGACGGAAAAUAAUGUAACACGUGUUUUCUUUCUCAUUGUUUUAUUUGUCAAUAAUAAUAAUAAUAAAAAAAAACAUGGCAUAGAAAACAUUACAAAGUAUUUUUAUGUUAAAACCUGACAUGCCGAGAGCAGCUUAUCCUUAGAGCAAAUGUUUACCUGCUUUAGCAAGCGCAUGAGAGGCGAUGGAUUCAAGUGUCGCUGCCGUCUGAGCAAUAUUCUCCACCAUAGGGAUGGGCGUUUUAUUCCUCAAUUCAUUUCUAUGGCAUGCACUAACUGCAUGCAACCAGCAGGGGCGCUGUUAGCAGUCUUAUCUUAAACCUGCUGCAAAAAUACAAGCGCUUGCCGACACAAACGGGUUCCGCCAAGCUAUUGCAAGGCUCAAUAUGAUGGAUAUGCGUGGAAAUAGGAGUUCAGAACAAAAUUCUCUGAACUGAUCUUGUAGUCGAAUGCCCAACCCGUGUUUACAGCCAAACAAACAAACUGAAGCUAGUCUGCUACGAAGUCACCUCGCCAAAACAUGGCGACACCUUCAGGUACACCUGCACCAAUAGAGAAUGCGGUAAGCUAAAUAUCAAUGUCAAUGGAGGGUGCAGGUGUUCCUAAUGAUGUGACCAGUACGUGUAUCCAAGUCCGCCCAAGAAGCACUGAAAAAAAAAAAACAGCAGGAAUUCCUGAUUGACCGCUAAUGUGGCUAACAGUGACCCGUCAUAAUAAAUAAGCCAAAAAAAAAACUACGCACACAAAAUGUAAGCUUAUAUCGCAGGUGUGUUUUCAAUGAGGUGAGCUUAUUUUGCACGUGUUCAAACAUUGGCAUUUAAUGACGAGCCGUGUGAAAAAAAAAAACAGCAGAGCAAUACACACGUCACUUUUCUUCUCGUGUUUUGUGCGCCGUGUCGGUUUUCACAGCAUACAAGCUAACGAACAAGGCAACCGUCACGUUGGUUCUUUGCAACCGAGCUGUUUGGUGUAGUUACUGUUGGAGGGAUGACGCUGUACCUGCUCCGAGUGCCCUGAGAUGACUUGAAAGUUAAGAUAAAAGACCCUUGUUUUUGCUGUCAUGCAUGCUAUUAGUGGAAAUAUGUGGAAAUUUGGCCCACAGGUUGUGGUCAUCCAUUGUGAGAAGCGUACAUGUACACGAGGCAACCAAAAGGCAAAAGUGUAUUUAAUGCUGCCGUUAUUUACAAAGUUAGGGCCACACUAAAAAGGAAAAAAAAACUAAGAAUUAAGUCAUUUUAUAAGAAAUAAGCAGUACAUUUAUGAGCCUAAAAUAUGCUUUGUUUGAGAGAAAAGAGGGAAAAAAAUUAAUUUUGAUUUUUUUUAAAUAGUUGUGACUACAAAAAAGUUUCAAAACUUAUUUUUAGAAAUGUCGUAAUACUAUGAAGAAAAGUAUAAGAAUAAAGCUGUCAUAUUUUAAUGAUUAAAAACAUCCCGCAAAACUAGAAUAAAGUAAAGAAAAAUGCAAUUGUACACGGAAAAAAAAUUUGCAUAGAAAUGAAAGCCUCUCGCGACCCCCCCAGGGGGGUCCAGCCCCACUAUAUGAGAAGCACUGUAUUAAGGUUACAUUUAUGACAAUAAUGUUGUAAUAUUUUGAGAGUAAUGUCAUAAUGCUACAAUAAAAUGGUUGGAAUUUUAUUGUAAUAAAGGUGUAGUAUUUUGAUUAAAAUUAGUUGUACAUCUGCAAGAAUGAAGUUUAUUUGUGAGGUGAAAAAAAAAUUGAUUUUAUGACCAAAAACAUAAUUUUACUAGACUAGAGUAAAUUUGGAGCAAAACAGUCAUAAUGCUACAAGAAAAAAGUUAUUAUACUACAAAAAAGUUGAAUUUCAUGAAAAAAAAUUA
Messenger RNA from Doryrhamphus excisus (bluestripe pipefish), 6319 nucleotides. It is a transcript of the gene nbn, whose product is annotated as nibrin. Gene Ontology annotation, molecular function: protein binding; damaged DNA binding. Gene Ontology annotation, cellular component: nucleus; Mre11 complex. Gene Ontology annotation, biological process: double-strand break repair via homologous recombination; telomere maintenance; mitotic G2 DNA damage checkpoint signaling. Lineage: Eukaryota; Metazoa; Chordata; Actinopteri; Syngnathiformes; Syngnathidae. The record is from RefSeq and is a predicted model, not a curated record.